Messenger RNA from Linum trigynum, 1203 nucleotides. The record is from the annotation of a GenBank genome assembly. Lineage: Eukaryota; Viridiplantae; Streptophyta; Magnoliopsida; Malpighiales; Linaceae.
AUGGACCAGCAGCAGAGGAGUUCCUCCGGCUACUCCCACAGCCCUCGAUCUCCAUCCUCGCAACCUUACUUAUCAGUUUCCGUCACCGACCCCGUCAAGUUAGGCAAUGGCGUUCAGGCUUACAUCUCGUAUCGAGUCAUCACCAAGACGAAUCUGCCUGAUUACCAAGGACCUGAAAAAAUUGUCAUUCGGCGGUACAGCGAUUUUGUAUGGUUACAUGAUCGUCUUUUUGAGAAGUAUAGAGGAGUUUUCAUUCCUCCUCUACCAGAGAAGAGUGUUGUAGAAAAGUUCCGCUUCAGUGCUGAAUUUAUUGAAAUGAGGCGUCAGGCAUUGGACGUAUUUGUUAACCGGAUAGCCUCUCACCAGGAACUUCAGCAAAGUGAGGAUCUGAAAACCUUUUUACAGGCAGAGGAAGAGACAAUGGAAAGAUUAAGAGCUCACGAGUCGAGUUAUUUUAAGAAGAAGCCAGCAGACUUGUUGCAAAUCUUCAAGGAUGUGCAAUCUAGAGUGAGUGAUGUCGUGUUGGGGAAGGAGAAACCAGUUGAAGAAUCAAAUCCUGACUAUGAAAAGCUGAAGCAUUACAUCUUUGAGCUUGAAAACCACUUGGCUGAGGCUCAAAAACACGCAUAUCGGCUUGUGAAGCGCCACAGAGAAUUGGGACAAUCACUAUCGGAUUUCGGGAAGGCAGCUAAGCUACUUGGUGCUUGCGAAGCAGAUGGUCUUGGAAAAGCACUAACUGAGUUUGGGGCUAAAUCAGAGACUUUAUCAAUCCGGCUGCAGAAGGAAGCCCAUCAACUCCUAAUGAAUUUUGAAGAACCUUUGAAAGACUAUGUCCGUGCGGUGCAGUCAAUAAAGGCAACUAUUGCUGAAAGAGCCAAUGCCUUCAGGCAACAAUGUGAACUGGCUGAAACAAUGAAGUUGAAGGAGAUAAAUCUAGACAAGCUUAUGCUGACACGAUCAGACAGAGUGGGGGAAGCUGAAAUCGAGUACAGAGAGUUGAAGGAAGAUAGCGAAGAAGCUGCUAGAAGAUUUGAGAGCAUUGUCCGACUAAUGAAUGAAGAGAUUGUACGUUUCCAAGAUCAGAAGAUGAUCGACAUGGGAAGAGCAUUCCAUGAAUUUGCAAAGGGGCAGGCACGACUUGCUAAUAAUAUUGCAGAUGCUUGGCGAAGUCUCCUUCCUAAGCUUGAAGCUUGUUUCACAUAG